Molecule: messenger RNA, 1580 nt
Organism: Sphaeramia orbicularis (orbiculate cardinalfish)
Lineage: Eukaryota; Metazoa; Chordata; Actinopteri; Kurtiformes; Apogonidae
Gene: neurod1
Product: neuronal differentiation 1
Biological process (GO): sensory organ development; positive regulation of transcription by RNA polymerase II; nervous system development
Cellular component (GO): nucleus
Molecular function (GO): protein dimerization activity; E-box binding; DNA-binding transcription factor activity, RNA polymerase II-specific
Source: RefSeq, a predicted model, not a curated record
UCAGCAUCAUGACCAGGUCAGUGCGGGAGGAAGCGUUGGUGGAGGAGGAGCAGCAGGAGCUCCGGAGCCCAGCAGGAGGCGAGGCUGAGAGCGGGAGGACCGGGACUGGGACAAGGAGGACCGGGUCAGGACCAGGAGGAGAGGAGGAGGAGGAUGAUGAGUGUCUCCACCGGCUGGAGGAGGAUGACGAUGAAGAUGAGGAAGAGGAGGAGGAAGAGGAGGAGGAGGAAGACGGGGAGAACAAACCCAAGAGGAGAGGACCUAAGAAGAAGAAGAUGACAAAGGCUCGACUCCAGAGGUUUAAGAUCCGUCGGAUGAAGGCCAACGCCCGAGAGAGGAAUCGGAUGCAUGGUCUGAAUGACGCCCUGGAGAGUCUGCGAAAAGUCGUCCCCUGUUAUUCCAAAACCCAGAAACUGUCCAAGAUCGAAACCCUGAGGCUCGCCAAGAACUACAUCUGGGCCCUGAGUGAGAUCCUGCGGUCCGGAAAAGCCCCGGACCUGAUGAGCUUCGUCCAGGCACUCUGCAAAGGUCUGUCCCAGCCCACCACCAACCUGGUGGCCGGUUGUCUCCAGCUCAACCCUCGGACCUUCCUCCCGGAGCAGACCCCCGACCUGCCCGCCCACCUCCCCCCGGCUGCCGCUGCCGCCUACCCUGGACACUUCUCCUACCAGAGCCCCGGCCUGACCCCCGGCCUGCCCAGCCCCCCCUACGGCAGCAUGGAGCCCUCCCACAUCUUCCACCAGGUCAAAGGUCAGCCCUACGGCCCCCUGGAGCCCUUCUUCGACGGUGUUCUGGUGUCGGAUGGGCCGGCGUUUGACCCGCCGCUCAGCCCACCGCUCAGCAUCAACGGCAACUUCACCUCCUCCUUCAAGCACGAGGCCGCCGCCGCCGCUGAGUAUGACAAGAGUUUCUCCUUCAGCAUGCACUACGGAGGGGGAGGAGCUGGGGGACACAUCUAUGGCGGUGGCGGGGGGCCCAACCCGCGGUGCGCUGAGCUGCAGGUGGACGGGCUGAUGGGAUUUGAUGGACAUUCUCACCAUGAGCGGCUGAUGAACGCCCAGCUGAACGCCAUCUUCCACGACUCCUGAGGACGACGGAGGACGGAGAUGGGGAGACGGAUGGCGGUGUGGACAGACGGACAGCCAUGUGCAUGUUCCUUCAGACCUGUCCGUCAUUUCCUGUCAUUUCCGACGGCGAUGAUGAUCUGAUCUGUGUAGCUUCAUCCUGCAGGAGACGCUCUGAAUGUCUCAAAUUAUCUCUUCAAAUAAUCAAUAAUCACUAAGCAAUAAUCUGGAAGAAACUAUGCAACUUUGUAAACCUGAGUGACGUGGGCUCAGCUGAUGAUUCCAAAUGUUGAAAAGAAUAAAGAUUUCUCUAUUUUUGGGGCAGUGCGUGAGGCGGGCAGCGCCGCUGGGCCGCCAGUGGUCCAGAGACCAGUUCAUGUUGUUCAUGUGGUUUUUACUUUUGCUUUUUAUAACGUUCCUGUAGCGUUGUGUUAACAUUUCAUGUGACUCUGGUUCAUAUUUUAUAACAUAGAUGUUUAUAAAGGCCUUUUAUUAAAAGGAUUUCAGUGGGAUUCA